This is a messenger RNA of Vanderwaltozyma polyspora DSM 70294, 1065 nucleotides long. RefSeq names its product Sec20p (gene SEC20). Gene Ontology annotation, molecular function: SNAP receptor activity. The transcript has a single exon. NCBI's taxonomy places the organism in Eukaryota, Fungi, Ascomycota, Saccharomycetes, Saccharomycetales, Saccharomycetaceae. Gene Ontology annotation, biological process: retrograde vesicle-mediated transport, Golgi to endoplasmic reticulum. The record is from RefSeq and is a predicted model, not a curated record. Gene Ontology annotation, cellular component: endoplasmic reticulum; SNARE complex. Bases 1 to 1065 code for a protein of 354 amino acids.
AUGAAUGAAGCUUAUAUAGAUAGAUUGACAAAGAUUAAAGAAUCUUUGUUAGAUGAAUUACAGCGUUUAUCAAGAGAUUCUAAAGAGUUGGAAGAAGAACAUGAUCUGUCUGUCCAGACAGACCAUGUUGCUGCUAUUAUUGUCGAUUUUGAAGAUUUACUAUCGUGUUCAAUUGUCAAUAUAAAUCAAUUUUAUAAAGGUUUCCGUGUGGAAUGGAUCAAAAGUUUAGAUAUAAACCAAUGUGAUACUUUACGUAUUAUGGAACUAGAAGAAUCAGUACAAAAUAAAGAUUUAAUUUUAGCUGAAUACGAUUUACUUCUGGGAUUAGUGGAUUGGUUUUCUGAAUUCAAAAAUAACUUGAAUAUAAUAAUUAAACAACGUCAUAUAAAAAAUAUACAACAAAUUGAUAGCAAAAGGGAUAGAGCUAUAGAAUUACAUUUAAUCAGUGAAACUAGUGGUUCUGAAACCCAGGAUGAAGGUACUGAAGAUGGAGGUUCAAGAAAAAAGAGAAGCUGGUCAUUCACAGAUAAAGGAGCCACAAGUAAAGAUAAAUUAUUAAAGAGCACAAAGAAACUAACAGGAAGUCUGAUCAGGGGUAACCAAAUACUACAAUCUAGUAUCCUACAGAGUGAUUUAAAUCUUGAUGAAUUAAAAUUACAAACUGAUAUGCUAACCCAAAUGAAUAAUAAAUAUAGUCAAUUUGAAACUAUUUUUAACAAAACUUCACAAUUAGUGAAGAGCUUAGAAAGAGCUUCGAAACAAGAAAAAAGGGACGUAUAUUUCUCGUUAGGAUUUCUUGUGGUUUGCAUCUCUUGGGUUCUAUGGAGGAGAAUAUUUAAAUUACCUGUUAAAUUAGGUAUAUGGCUGCUGUUCAACUUUUUCAAAUCAAUCUUAGUAAGCAUCGGAUUAGUACAAAAACUCACAAAUGCAAGCACCACAACUACAACAGAAAUAAGCAUAGCUACAAAUACAUUGACAAGCACAACAAUCCAGACAGCAAUAAAAUCAGUUGAAAAUGCUGUCGAUGAAGCUAUGCAAAGAAUAAUGUCACAUGAUGAACUUUAA